GGUUUGAAUACAUGAAGUUUUUGUACUGGUCUCAUUGCUGAAAUUUAAUGAAUAUGUAAGCAAUAUUACAAAUCUGUUAAGGUUUGACAAUGUGACAUAGCAUCCAAAGAAGAUCUGCGCAUUAUCAUCCGGCAGGAAAACCGGAAGUGUUUAUAAAAUGGAGAUUUUAGUCUUACUUACGUGCUUCUAGGUAUUUUAUAGUAAAAUGGGAGCAGAGUGGGUUUUAUUGAUGUUUAUCUUGGAGUACCAUGGCGAGGGGUUGGGACAAGUGAUAAACCGGGGCCAGAUCAGAUGUUUUGUACAAAACUGCUCAAAGAAUCAGGUGUUUCUUCCAUGCACUAAAGAUAAUACCAGUGAUUUGUGUAUAGACUGCCCAGUAGGGUACUUCAUGCCUGAUAGAAUAGACACAUCUAAAUGGACUGAACCACCAGACUGUUACAAAAAUGACUGUGACCAAUGUGAUACAAUUGAAUCUGUGCUGGAUAAUCCCAAAGAAUGUGGAGAUACAGAGAAGGCUCACUGUGUGUGUGACAGAACAAAAAACUACUAUGGUGAAAAUAGCCCUGGGCCAGUAACAUCAUGCACACUGAAAAUUGGUGAUCUAUGUCACAGAAAAGGGACUCAGCUAAAUCAAAAAGGAGAAUGUGAGCCCUGUCCCCCUGGAACAGAAAAGAACAGAGCUGAUUCAAGCCUUUGUACAAAAAUAGAAACAAAGGAAAUAACUACACCAAAGCAAGGGACUGAAACCCUAAAUAAACAUUCUACAGCAAUAUUACAAACUACCUCCACUUAUACUUCAAGCACAAUACCAAACGGAAAACUACCUACAUCAGACAGUGAUGUUGGGACAGUUAUUGGGGUGAUUGUGGGAGUAGUAGUGUUUUUAUCGGUCAUUAUCAUUUUGAUUGUUUUGUGUAGCAGAAAAUGCAGAAAGAUAAAUGAUAACGACAAGACAGACAGUGAAAUCUGUUGUCCCCUGGAGAGACCUAGGGAUUCCACUUCUGAAGAUUCAAGUACAGGCAGUGAGACAGGUUUGCUCUUAAAUAAAGAUAAAACCAGGAAACAUGAAGAGACCAAUGGAUAUCCUGUAAAACCCACAAUUGCAGUGAAACCAAUGUUAAGUGUAGAUGAAACAAAGAAAGAUGAGGAGGAGGAAUUUGAUAAUAGUCUGAAUGUAGGAGGAUUUGUUAAUGACGUAAAUACUGAGAACAAUAAUAGUACUGGAAGGGACAGAAAUAUUAGGCCACACACUGAAUUGGACAGUCUUGGACACAAUGCCACAGAGGUAAAGGUUGUGCAUUCACGUGAUGAGACUGAUUUGAAGGUACCUGUUCAGACUUGUUCAAAUGGUGGUCAGGACUUGCAUAGAACAAGGGUUAAAACAACCUAUUCAGAAGAAACUGAAGUAAAACAAAUCGGAAGUAGUCCUUCAUCAAGAAGAAUACAGGACAAUAGUAACAGUGGGGUCAAACCAUUUGUUUCAUCAGAUGAAACUGCUGAGAAGCAAGUUGUUCUUGGUGAUUCUAGAAGAAUGUUAGAUAGUUAUUCUACUAGAGUCAAACCAUUUGUGUCCUCAGAGGAGACUUCUCGGAAAGAAAUUGGAAGAGAUCACUUUAGUGAAACGUUGAACAAUGUUUGCACUGAUUUUAAAGCAGAUGUGUCUCCAGAGGUGACUUGUUUGAAGGAAAGUGAAAUGCAGGCAAAGACACCUGUAUCAGUAGUGAGAUCAGUUCAGCCUGUAAGCCCUGUUAUUCCUCCAAUACAAUUUCAAAGUAGAGAGGGGAGUGACCUUAAUGAAGUGAAUGUUACACAAGUCUCACCAGCAAACCAAAGACAGCAAGCUGGUGUUGUACAUGUAUCAAACCAAAACAAUUCUGUUCAACCAACAGUGUGCCCGAUCACAGAUCGAUCAGAGAGCCUUGGCUCAGAUACAAUAGUUGGCAUUGCUUCCGAUAAGAAUGCGCACAAAAACACCACAAACAAAGUUACUUUGUCUCACCAAAGUCAACAGCCAGAGAUAAAUCAAGAAGAAAGUUCCUCCUUUGAAAAGCAAUCCUCUCAAACAAGAAGUGAAGAAAUUAAUGAUGUUGCUGAUUCUGACAGGUGUACAGAGAAAAAUAAAGGGCAUUCCCAUACAGAAACAGUAUGUGGAGGAUUGAUAUCUAAAGGAUAUUUAAGCAAUGAUGAAGGAGAGAGUGUGGAGCUGGCAUCUACAGAAAUCAACAAAUGUAUUUUGGGAAAUGCCACUGCAAUCUCCGCAAAAUAUCAACCCAAUGUAAUGUCAAGGAGUAGUCAAGAAUCAGAUGUUCAUCAUCCAAAUCAGUAUGUCCCACACCAGUCACAUCAAUCCAAUCUGAAUCAACAAGUUCAAUCCAACCAGCCACAACCAGAUCAUUGUAGCCAACACCAACCAGAUCAACCCAGCCAGCAACAACAAGCGCAAUCAAGAUUUAACAACAUAAAUAAUGGUUUAGAGAUGAAGUCAAACUCCUCCUCAGUCCCUAUUCCAAGUGGAGCAUCUCCACAGAACUCUGGUGCCUCGUAUGUCCAGAUGUCGGUUCAGAAUUCAGCUGCCACUUCUGGUUAUGGCACUGCAAGGAGGUCAGAGAUGGGAACUCUCUCAGAGACAGCGAACAACAUAGGACAUGAAAGGUCUAUAAAUAAUACAUCAUCUGCACCACUGAUAGUCAACUCCUUACUGCGCUCAGAUUCCCGUAAUGCAGGUGAUCAUCUUGAGGAAAGAAAAACCAGCUCCAAUGAUUCUCUGGGUACCAGUGGACUGAAUAAUGCUCCAUCUUUGAAUCCAGAAUCAAGUGAUGAGGUCAAACAGAUUGAAGAGAUGAAGAUGCCGAUGGUCAUUAAAAAGGAACCAGAUAGUAGACAACAGGUUUUAGAGGGAGAGAUUGAUAGUUCCAUGCAGCGGGUACUUAACCAGGCAUUUGUUGCUCAGGGUGCUCCACGUGCAGAAUCUGGGUAUUGUUCAUGAUCUACUAACAUUAUCCACACCGGACACUUUCACAUGAAUGUGAAGUACAGCCUAAUUAGUAAGGUACCCUCAUGAAUGGCGGAUCACCAUGAGUUUAAGUACUUGAUUGUGUACUACUUGUUGCUGCCAAUGGUGUUUGACAUACCUAAUUAGAACAACUUGUGUCAGUGCAAAGAGACAGAUAAAAAUGAUACUGAAUCUAGUCACCAAAGAUGUAUAUUACACUAAUCUUAAUUUCCUUGCCAUUUUUUCAGCAGCAUUCACCUAUGUUUUUAAAACUUGUUUAGGGUUGAUAUGUGCCAUAUUUUUGAUAUACAGAUAUUCCAAGUAAACUGUUGUUCACAGCAAUAUCACCUUGAAUAGUUGUGACCUGUUGCAAGGAAAUAAAAAGUACCUACAUAUUGUACCAAUAGUGACUAUUUCUUUUUUUGAUAAAGUAUCCUUAAAAUAGCAAUUCUUCAUAUUAAUUUUAUAAGUCCAUAAAAUAUCUUUCAAAAGAAAAAUAAAUUAUUUAUUUAAUUUAAAAAAGACUUUAAACUGCAAAAGAAUCAUGUGCCAUCACCUCCAAUAAUUAUAUUUUCAUAUGUUAUAUUAUUUUACUUGGCAUACUUUGAAUCAAAAGGCAUUGUGGUAUACAAGGGUAGUACUGUUGGAUGCAUCACUGAUAAAUGCUCUAGAAUAUGAUGGUGUAGGCUAAUAAAUAUAAUCAGAUUUGAAUUGCUUAUCACUGUCUAACAUAAGUAAGAAUAUAUGUCUGUGUGUUAGAGAAUUGGUGCUCAUGUCUUGUCACUUCUGAAGUUAUUAAGAAUGCCCGUUGAUGUCCUGUUAUAGUGAUUCUGUAGCAAAAAGAGACACAAAAUAAAAACUUUUCCACUGAGUUGAGUCCCUAACAAAUAUUGUAUAUUUUCCAAGACAUGCCUUAUAUAUGUAUUCGUGUAUAGUAUUUAGUACCAUGUGCCCUACCUAGUAUAAAAUGCUGUUUGCUUUCAUGAAAUGAAAGAGAGAAUUUGUGUUUAAACUAAAAUAAAAAGUGUUGUAUUAAUGUACAUGUAUGUUUAUAGGAGUGGACUUUGUAUAAUGGAUUCAGUUUAUAACACCUGCUAGAUUGUUAUGUAUAGAAAUCCCACAUGUUUCACCUGAGUGGCUAAAUACUGUAAACCAACUUUUAUUCCCAUGAGAAAAACAUCUGCAAGUUUCAUAUCUUUUAAUCAAGAAUAUUUGCUGUGAAUCAUUUUAGUGUGUUUAUGUAGACAUGUAGAUGCUUAUGGAAUCAGGGAUAAAAGUUGUCCCAGAUAAUACAUGCAUGUAUUUUCCACAUGUAGGCUUUUAGCACAUGCAUGUAUUUUCUUUUUGCAAAUUAUUCAAGUGCUUCGUUUGUUACUUAGGCUAAAAUGUUUUGAAAAGAAACUUAAUUAUCUGAACUAGCAUAAUAAACAUCAUUUUUCAUAUAUAUGUAUGUGGAAUGUUGCACUUAGUUUAUAAUAUAGUAUCAUUUUAAAAGUAAAUAGUAAUGUGUGUUGUUUUAAGUAGAUGAUCCUCUUUGAUCUCUGAUAAGUGCAUAGAAAGAGUGGUUUUUUUUUUCUAGGUAUUUCUAAGAAUUUACUUGAAAUGUCUGAUCUGUUCACUAGAUCUUUUGUAUAUAAUUAUAUAUAUAUA
This is a messenger RNA of Saccostrea echinata, 4642 nucleotides long. RefSeq lists its product as uncharacterized. The record is from RefSeq and is a predicted model, not a curated record. Lineage: Eukaryota; Metazoa; Mollusca; Bivalvia; Ostreida; Ostreidae. Bases 206 to 2986 code for a protein of 926 amino acids. The transcript is spliced from 11 exons.